GCCCCCAGCAUGGCGCCGCCGGAAGGGGCAGGGGGCCGGCGCUGACGAUGGCUGCGUCGAGGCUGGAGCUCAACCUGGUGAGGCUGCUGUGCCGCUGCGAGGCGAUGGCAGCAGAGAGGCGGGACCCGGAGGAGUGGCGGCUGGACAAGUAUGUGGGGGCCCUGGAGGACAUGCUGCAGGCGCUCAGGACACAGGCCAGCCGGCCCGCCGCGGAGGUGCUGCAGGAGUACGCGCGCAAGGUGGACUUCCUGAGGGGACUGCUGCAGGCCGAGAAGCUGGCCUCCUCCUCCGAGAAGGCGCUGGCCAACCAGUUCCUGGCGCCCGGCCGCGUGCCCACCACGGCCCGUGAGCGCGUGCCCGCCACCAGGACUGUGCACCUACAGACGCGCGCACGCUAUGCCGGCGAGAUGCGGCAGGAGCUGCUGGGCACGGACUCUGCCGGAGAGCGGGAGCUGGAGGUGAGGAAGCGAAGUGGGGUGGCUGGACCCAGGCCCGCAGCUGAGAAGCAUUCAGCAGCCGAGCUGGACCUCGCGCUGCAGCGCCAGCAGCAGCUGCAGGAGAAGCUGGCCGAGGAGAUGCUGGGCCUGGCCCGGAGCCUGAAGACCAACACGCUGGCCGCCCAGAGUGUCAUCAAGAAGGACAACCAGACCCUGUCGCACUCACUUAAGAUGGCUGACCAGAACCUGGAGAAGCUGAAGACAGAGUCGGAGCGGCUGGAGCAGCACGCACAGAAGUCAGUCAACUGGCUGCUGUGGGCGAUGCUCAUCGUGGUCUGCUUCAUCUUCAUUAGCAUGAUCCUCUUCAUCCGCAUUGUGCCCAAGCUCAAGUAGCACUGCGAGAC
This is a messenger RNA of Octodon degus (degu), 841 nucleotides long. It is a transcript of the gene Use1, whose product is annotated as unconventional SNARE in the ER 1. Gene Ontology annotation, molecular function: SNAP receptor activity. Bases 48 to 830 code for a protein of 260 amino acids. Lineage: Eukaryota; Metazoa; Chordata; Mammalia; Rodentia; Octodontidae. The record is from RefSeq and is a predicted model, not a curated record. Gene Ontology annotation, biological process: retrograde vesicle-mediated transport, Golgi to endoplasmic reticulum. Gene Ontology annotation, cellular component: endoplasmic reticulum; SNARE complex. The transcript has 8 exons.